AGCUGUAUUUGAGCUUGUUCGCUAGCUACUAGCUAUUCCAUAUUAAUUAUGGCUUUGAUAUGGAAAAUUAUGUCUGUUUUGAAUAUAGUUCUUGUUGUAUUGCUAUCUAAGAAAAUCACUGUAGUUGCAACGCAUUCACAAUGGUCGAAUGAAAAAAAAUAUAAUGUCCAGACAAGUGAAGAUCUUGUAACAGACUUGCCGGGUCAGCCUAAUGUAGAAUUCCAACACUAUGCUGGAUAUGUGACUGUAAAUGAAAAGAAUGGCAGGGCUCUAUUUUACUGGUUUUAUGAAGCUUGGACUCUACCACAUGAGAAGCCUUUAGUGCUGUGGCUUAAUGGAGGUCCUGGGUGUUCUUCCGUGGGUUAUGGGGCUACACAAGAGAUUGGACCAUUCUUAGUGAGCACAGAUGGAAAAGGUCUUCGGUUAAAUCCAUACUCAUGGAAUAGAGAAGCAAAUAUGUUGUUUCUCGAAUCUCCUGUUGGUGUUGGAUUUUCGUACUCCAACACAACUAGCGAUUACGAUAACCUUGGAGAUGACCUCACCGCAAACGAUGCGUAUGUGUUCCUACAUAAUUGGUUCCUCAAGUUUCCUUCAUAUAGAAAUAGAACAUUCUAUAUUGCUGGAGAGAGCUAUGCAGGAAAAUAUGUUCCAGAAUUGGCAGGUCUUAUUCAAGAUAAAAACAAGGACCCAUCAAUGUUUAUAAAUCUUAAAGGAAUAUUGCUAGGUAACCCUGAAACAAACGAUGCUGAAGACUGGAAAGGGAUGAUAGACUAUGCUUGGAGCCACGCUGUGGUAUCUGAUGAAACUCACAAAACCAUAAGAGAAUCUUGUGACUUCAACAGUAACAAUAUCUGGAGCAACGAUGAUUGUAGCCAAGGUGUGGAUGAAGUUCUCAGACAAUAUAAAGAGAUAGACAUGUAUAGCCUCUACACAUCGGUCUGUAUUCCCAAUUCCGCAUACACAGAAAAUAAAGGCAUGCAAUAUGUGUUCAAGAAAAGUUCAUCUAUGAUGAUGCCACGCAUAAUGGGAGGCUAUGAUCCUUGCCUUGAUGACUACGCUAAAAGUUAUUACAAUAUACUUGAAGUUCAGAAGGCUCUGCACGUUGGGGAUGGUCAUCAACUCAAGAACUGGAGCAUUUGCAAUGUGGAUAUAUUUGAUGGCUGGGCACAAACCAAAGCAUCUGUUAUUCCGAUAUACAAAAAAUUAAUUGCUGCAAAACUUAGAAUAUGGGUCUACAGUGGAGAUACCGAUGGAAGAGUCCCUGUGUUGUCCACAAGAUAUAGUUUAAGCUCUCUUGGACUGCCUAUUAUUCGAGCAUGGAGGCCUUGGUACCAUCAGAAGCAGGUUGCUGGUUGGCUUCAAGAAUAUAGAGGGCUUAGUUUCGCUACAUUUAGAGGAGCUGGUCAUGCAGUGCCCAUUUUUAAACCAAGUGAAUCGCUAGCAUUCUUUGCUUCCUUUCUCCUCGGCGAGUCUCCAUCAUCCCAACGAUAACUUUGUCAUCCAUGCCUGAAGUAUUCUCACCGAUCACAUCACUAUGAAUUAUCUCUAGAGAACAACUAGUACUACUAAGCUCGUUAAGCAUCCCCUACUUUCUUCUAGUCUUUUUUUGGAACAAGAGAUCUUUUGUUGUGUGAUUUCUCCCUAAAAAUGUUCAAUAAAAUAAAUGAAAAUUCUGGCUGCC
Molecule: messenger RNA, 1681 nt
Organism: Lactuca saligna
Lineage: Eukaryota; Viridiplantae; Streptophyta; Magnoliopsida; Asterales; Asteraceae
Source: the annotation of a GenBank genome assembly